ACACACACUCUCUGUCUCUUUCCUCUUUCCAACGGCCUCGAUAAUAGCACCAGCAAUUAUCUUAAAUGAAAUUCAUACUAAUAGAGAUUCAUUAUGUUAAUAAGCAACAAAUUGUGAGAUUAUAUAAAGACACACAGACAAGCUAGGAGUCCCAUUCAGAGAGCGAACAGAGACACAGACACAGGAACUAACCAAACUGAUGCUAAACAAAAGGUUCUCCUCCUGCGCUAACAUUCUGGAGGAUUUUUCUAAACAAAAUAUUGAUUCUGCUCAGAGUUAAAAACUUCCUUCAAGAUGCAGAGUGGUUAUACCAUCAUAUGUCUUUCAUUGCUUCUGUCAGCACAACUGUUUACUUCAGAAGGGGUAGCACUCCUGAGUCCAGCAAAGCGAGGAUGGACUCUGAACAGUGCUGGAUAUCUCCUAGGGCCUUAUGCCCAUCGGACCCUGGCGGUGCGGCACCGCUCGCUGCUGGACAAGAGGAAUCUCUGGGAGGAGGAGCCUCCCACACAGCCCUCCCACCAGCCCCCAUACGGCACUGACUCCGAUGACCUUCAAACCCUUUUGGACCUCAUCAUGUACCUGCGACUAAAAGAGACUGGGACUGUGAGAGAUUUGAACAGCGCUAUGAUUCAGGAGGACAUGAGAGCCUAGCACUUGUGUUUGUCCACCUGACUCAUUCCGACAUUGUCAGGCAGAGGAUCGACAAGAAGUAAGACGAUCAUACCACGGCAGUUUGAACACCUGACCUUACUGUUCUCAAAGAUGAACAUGGUGUUACUUUAUGACCCAGUAGCUCUGUGUCCACUGUUGCUUUGUAUGCUGUUUUUUUUUGUCCCAUGCAUCUUCUCCAGUUGUAAGCUACUUUAAAAAAACUAUCCCUUCAUGUUUUUUUAUGUAUACCUAUUUAUUUUGAACCAGAGAAUA
Messenger RNA from Alosa sapidissima (American shad), 924 nucleotides. It is a transcript of the gene gall, whose product is annotated as galanin-like. The coding region runs from base 295 to 651 and encodes 118 amino acids. Lineage: Eukaryota; Metazoa; Chordata; Actinopteri; Clupeiformes; Clupeidae. Gene Ontology annotation, molecular function: hormone activity. The record is from RefSeq and is a predicted model, not a curated record. The transcript has 6 exons. Gene Ontology annotation, cellular component: extracellular region.